AUGAAAAUCGAAGAUACAAGGACCGAAGGUGUUCGGGGUUGGGAAUGCACUCCCACCAGUGAGCAACCACCGAUUCAGGAGGAUUCCAAAAGCUGUCUUCCAGUUGUGCUUAAAGGGUGGAGACGGAAAUCGCUGUAUGCGAUCAUAAUAUUCCUAAUGAUACUUAUAUUUUUGAAUAUCGCCUUUACUUUGUGGAUUAUAAGUACUUUAAGCCUGACAAAGAACGGCCUUGGUCCAAUAACAAUAGUUAAAGAUGGCAUUACUUUAGAUGGUAAAGUAUGGGUUGUCGAAGAUCUUAUAGCGUCGACAAUUUCGUCCCAAACAGCGAAGCCUAUUACAUUACAUUCGCAUCGGAAUUUCACAGUUCUUGUCUCUGAUGACCACCAGGAGCAAUCGAAAUUGAUUUUAAAACGCGACUCCGUGGAAUGUACCGGAAAUGCUUUUGAAGUGAAAGACGCUCAUGGUGACCGUAUAUUCUACGCUUCAAAGGACGAGGUACGCGUAUUCGCAGACGCCCUAGCGGUCGACGGGGCGGGCGGCGUAGGCGUGCGUAGCGCCCUCCAAGCGCCCAUCGUACGUGCACCGCCAGGGUCAAAUUUACAAUUGGAAUCCUUAACACGAAAAUUAGAUCUACGAGCACCACACUCCAUUUAUUUAGAGAGUAGGGCGGGCAGUAUUGAUAUAACUUCACAUAAUAAUAUUAAACUGGAUUCAGUUGUCGGUGCAAUAAAACUAGAUGCCCCGAACAUAAUUAUCGAGAAUCUCAAGGAAGCAACCGCAACGAAAGAGCAGAAAACUUCAAGAAAUAAGAAAGUGUACCAGCUUUGCGCCUGCGCUUCUGGAAAAUUGUUUUUAGCAGCUCCAGACGCACCGUGCUCUAUGCACGAAAUGGAUACAGAGUUGUGUCGAUGA
Pieris macdunnoughi is the source of this 912-nucleotide messenger RNA. The record is from the annotation of a GenBank genome assembly. NCBI's taxonomy places the organism in Eukaryota, Metazoa, Arthropoda, Insecta, Lepidoptera, Pieridae.